UUUUCGAAUGCAGUGUGACCUUCAGGGUUAAAAACCGGCUGAGGAGGUUUGAUAAUGACUUGGUGGGGUUCUUUAGAGAAGGCGGGUAAUAUAUCUAAGUUGGCAAUUACUGCUCUAAAAAGUGCACAGCAAAAAAUUGAUGAAGUUCUCGAUAUAUCCGACGAAGUCUUAAAUCUGGACAAUACGUCAUCCUUGCAUGGAAUUAAUAGUCGUCACAAUGAUACCUCAAAAGAACUAGAUAAUGUUGAAACUAUUCAAGUGGCACAUGAAACACUAACAGCUGGUGUAGAAACUUCUGAAUCGGAAUGCAUUGUUGUUAAUGACAGUUGUUCCGAGAGCGUUUCCUGCCUUUCAGAUGAGUUAAUAACCAACUCUUAUUCGUUUCCGUUUGACCCUAUGGAGAAGUCGACUGAUAACCAGCAAUUAGAAGAGGAUUUCACGAGGAAUCUCCAUGAUGAUGAUGAUGAAAAGUGUCAAGUUAUGAAGUCUGAAGCUGCCGGUGCUGGUUCUGGCGCUGCUGCUGAUAAGUCGCUUUUAAAUUCAAGUCAAAUCAAUUCUCCGCCCCCGCCUUCAAAUAUUGAUUCUAUAACCAUCGAAGCGUCUCCUACUAUUGAUGAACAACAGGACUCACCUACUCUUGUUGAACAUGAUUCCAGUGUAUCAUCAUCAUCACCAAUGACAACUUCUCCAGACGACAAUACUUCAGUAAAAUCAACAACACUCGACGUUGAUACAACAAACAUGCAUCCGUCAACUCAAAGGUCGCUAUCAGUUGAAGACAUGAGAUUUGUGCAGUGUACUUCACCUGGUGAAGAAGUACUUCCACUAACUACUCAACGACCAAUUUGUUUAGAUGAAGAUCGCGAUGAUACGAACACUACAGGAUCAGAUAUUGAAGUGAUUUCUUGUUCUACUUCUACAAAUGGUGGUGGUGUUGGCGGUGAAGUUCACGGUGCAAUAAUUCCUUCCAAUAUGUCAAUGAUUAUGAUGCAAUCGGUUAAGGCAGCAAGAUCUAGUAAUGGGAGUCAACAUCCAGUUUUAUCUCCAAAGCAUACCACCAUGAGGGGAUUUAGUGCUCCGGUUGGUUUGAGCAAGUACCCAAAUCGUCCUGACCGUCGCCGGUCUAUGAGUGCAUCUCAAAAUUUAUCUAUGGGUUUAAAACAUACUAUUGACGAUGACUUGACAUUCGCUUAUCAUCACCUUGCCAAGAAAUUUUCCGAUGUUAAACAACUGCUGAAUGUUCGUGAAGCAAAAAUUAUGCAAUUGAGUCAUGAGAACAAUGUGUUACAGAGUUCAAUCAAUACACUACAAGAGCAAUUGAAAAAUACUUUAGCUACACAAGGCUCUGGGCCAGCAGAUGUAUCCACUCUAACCUCAGAGUUUUCUCAGCGUUUAGCAGAAACAGAAAGUCGACUACAAAUUGUCUGUCGUGAAAGAGAUCAAUUGAAACGGAGUGCUAUGUCAGCGAAACCGAAAGUUCCAGUUGUUACACGUGCUGUCGGCGAUGAUAAACCUUACGUAGAUCAUAAUUUAAAACGUCUCAAUGAAUUGGAUCGUCUAGUUGUGGAGAAAAAUGAAGAGAUUGAAAACCUAUUGAAAGAAGGUCAUAAAUUAGCGGCAGAUCAAUUGAAAGCGAACAAUUUAAUUAAAAAGUUACGUUCAGAACAGAAAGGAUAUAAACAAACAGAAGCAUCACUAUUAAAGCAAGUCGAACAAUUGAAUGCUGAAGUACAACGAUUGCGUACUGAUUUGGAGAUUAAAGAAGAGGCAUUAGGCACUCAGUAUGCGAACUGUACAAAACAAGCGAAAUUGAUCGAUAGUCAAGAUGAACAGUUGGAAAUUCUCAAGAUUCAAAUUAGCAAAAAUGAGAUCAAACUGUCGGAUCAGGCACAGGAAUUGGAAAAUCUCACUAAUGAAAAUGUUGAACUAAAAGAACGUUUGGAGCAGAUUCAAAGUCAUGCACAGGUUGAAAGUGGUUGUUUUGAAGACUUGGAGAAGACUAUAAGUGAGUGUACAACACUCAGAGAGAAAUUGGACAAUGCGGCAAGAGAAGCAUACACAUUUAAACGUCAACAUGAAGAACAAGCGGUUAAGUGGAGAGAAGAGAUCCAGUAUUAUCAAGACUUGCUUUCUGAUGCUCAAAUGAAGAUUGAAUCGUUGAAUGAAGUCACCACGAAUGCAGCUCAACCAAUCAUGAGACAAUUGGAAAUACUCCAGUCGAAUUUAACCAAUCAGACAGUGGAAUGGGAGGCGAAAGAGCAACAACUGAAACGGUCAAUAGCUGAGUAUAAAGAAUUGUUUGAAAAUGCUCAGUCGUCUGAAGAGACCUGGCGAAGUCGACUUCAAAUCGCAGAGGAUAAUUUAAGCGGGCUAAAAUUAGAAAACAGCGAACUAAAACGCAAACAGAGCGAAUUAGAAAAAUCAAUUUUAACAGAACAAGAAAAAUCCCGUACCUGUUCUCUUGAUUCCUAUGAAUUAAAGAAUAAACUGAACAGUUGUCAGUCUGAAGUGAACGAACUUCGUUCUUAUGUUAAAGAAUUGGAGGAAAACUUAAAAUCUGAACAGAACCGAUGUCGAACAUUGUUAGAGGCGACAAUGAAUAGUAAUUUAUCCGGAGAACAACAGCAGCAACACCAACAACAACAAGAGACGAAGAUGAAUACUAAAGAAGACAGUCAUACAAAUCAUGUGAAUAUUCAGAUGAAUUCCCAAUCUGAUCGUCGUAAAUCUUCAUCUAGUGAAGAAGUUCCGCCUAUGUAUAAUGCACAACCGAGGCUAUUCACACUUCCAAGUGAUAUGGGAAGUGAAGCGACCAAGGAAUAUGUUCAAUCUUACCUGCAUUUACGUGAUGGUGAAUGUGCUCAUUUAAAGCGUGAAAUUGAUCAUUUACAAUCUAUACAAGAAAAGUUAUUAGCAGAGAUUGCUAAACAAACAGCCCUUGUUGAAAAAUAUGCCCGAUUGGCCGGUGUCAAAUAUUCUAGAAGGUCUAGUGAACAUCGAAUACAAUCCGCCUACUCCGCCUCCGCCUUCUCCUCCGCUUCUACUUUGAUAAAGAAAAUUAUUGAUAAUCAUGCUAAUGCUAGUGAUGAUGUUGGCGGUGACGCUGACGAUUUUAUAGAUCUCGAUGAGAAUAAGGAAUUACAACAACGUUAUGAAACUCUCUUGGUUCUAUGCGGUAAAUUAACUGAAGAGAAUAAUGAGCUGAAGUUGGACUUGGCUGAUGUCAAGGAGAUGUAUAGAGCACAGAUUGACAUGCUUCUAAAGGGUAAAUAA
Messenger RNA from Trichobilharzia szidati, 3273 nucleotides. NCBI's taxonomy places the organism in Eukaryota, Metazoa, Platyhelminthes, Trematoda, Strigeidida, Schistosomatidae. The record is from the annotation of a GenBank genome assembly.